AUGUCAAGCGGCUUUGAGGGUAAAAAGAAUAAUGAAAUAAAUGAUUACGAAGUAUUAGAUAAUGAUCAGAAUAACGAAAUGAAUAUUUACGAAGAUAACGAAAUGAGUGAAGAAUCAAAUGGAGAUGCUUUAGAAACAUUUGAUCCUGAUAACGCUAUAGAAAAACAUGUUUUACGAGUAUCAAAAAUUCAUGAGGUUAGCUUUAGAGCAAGCAGUAUAACGCCGAAUUUUCGUGGUUCUUUUAGUUUUCUCAUUACUGUCUUAUUUAAACUUAUCACAGGAACCUGA
Messenger RNA from Scutellospora calospora, 288 nucleotides. NCBI's taxonomy places the organism in Eukaryota, Fungi, Glomeromycota, Glomeromycetes, Diversisporales, Gigasporaceae. The record is from the annotation of a GenBank genome assembly.